This is a messenger RNA of Aedes albopictus (Asian tiger mosquito), 3732 nucleotides long. RefSeq names its product kinesin-like protein Klp61F (gene Klp61F). Gene Ontology annotation, molecular function: ATP binding; plus-end-directed microtubule motor activity; microtubule binding. NCBI's taxonomy places the organism in Eukaryota, Metazoa, Arthropoda, Insecta, Diptera, Culicidae. The transcript has 7 exons. Gene Ontology annotation, biological process: microtubule-based movement; mitotic spindle assembly; spindle elongation. The coding region runs from base 260 to 3382 and encodes 1040 amino acids. Gene Ontology annotation, cellular component: mitotic spindle; nucleus; spindle microtubule. The record is from RefSeq and is a predicted model, not a curated record.
UGUGUUCAUCCUUCAGUCAUCGCACCGAACAAACCAAAAAUCCAAACGGUCACCAAACACGCAGCAGAUCCGCAGCAAAAGUGCCGGAAAAUCCGUUUUUUGUGACCCCGGAACGCACAGAUAAGUCAUAAUUUCGUCUAUCAACCGAAAAGUGUUGUCUCCUUUGGUGACGGGAGGGAAAAGAUCCAGCGCUUCGAGGGCGAACUUAGGUGAGCGACAUAAAUACAAGGGCAGCCCUCCAACGACGGCGGUGGAGAACAUGGAUGCCAGCAGUGGAGUCAAUACGAGCAACGGUAAACCGCUCAAAUGCAACCAGAAUGUUCAGGUUUACUUGCGAGUCAGGCCAACGAACGCGAGGGAGAAGCUGAUUCGUUCGCAGGAAGUGGUGGAAGUAGUCUCGACUCGGGAAGUUCUUCUGAAGCCGACCUUGGUGGAUACGAGGAGCUCCAAGAAGUUUACCUUUGACCGGGCGUUUGACAUCCAGUCGAAGCAGCACGAAGUGUACAAUGCUGUGGUCGCGCCCUAUAUCGAGGAAGUGCUGGCCGGGUUCAAUUGUACGGUUUUCGCUUAUGGUCAAACGGGAACCGGCAAGACUUACACCAUGGUCGGUGAGGAACAGCCGGAACUGAGCUCCGGAUGGGACGACGAUACUCAAACGGGGAUCAUUCCGCGAGCGCUGAAUCAUCUGUUCGAUGAGCUGCGUAUGACGGAGCUGGAGUUCUCGAUGCGCAUCUCGUAUUUGGAGCUGUAUAACGAGGAACUGUGCGAUUUGCUGUCCACCGACGAUACGGUCAAGAUUCGUAUCUACGACGAUGUCAACAAGAAGGGAUCGGUGAUUGUGCAAGGUCUCGAGGAAAUCCCGGUCCACAGCAAGGACGAUGUCUACAAACUGCUGGCCAAGGGUCAGGAACGUCGCCGGACGGCAUCCACCUUGAUGAAUGCGCAAUCGUCCCGGUCGCACACCAUCUUCUCCAUCAUCGUACACAUCAAGGAGAACGGAAUGGAUGGGGAGGAGUUGCUCAAAAUCGGCAAACUGAAUCUGGUCGAUCUGGCCGGAAGCGAAAACAUCACGAAAGCUGGAAACGAAAAGGGUAUCCGGACACGUGAGUCGGUGAAUAUUAACCAGUCGCUGUUGACGCUGGGGCGGGUGAUUACGGCACUGGUCGAAAGGACACCGCACGUGCCCUAUCGGGAGUCGAAGUUGACCCGAUUGCUGCAGGAAUCGCUCGGAGGUCGAACCAAGACGUCGAUCAUUGCGACCGUCUCGCCCGGGCACAAGGACUUUGAGGAAACGAUGAGUACCCUGGAGUACGCUCACCGAGCAAAGAACAUCCAGAACAAACCGGAGGCCAAUCAGAAGCUUUCGAAGAAGACGGUCAUCAAAGAGUACACGGAGGAGAUCGACCGGCUGAAGCGGGAGCUGUUGGCCACGAGGGAUAAGAAUGGAAUCUACUUGCCGGAGGAGACCUACAACGAGAUGGUGUACAAGUCUGAGUCGACCACCAAGGAACUGAACGACAAGGUGAUACUGAUCAAGGUGUUGAAGGAAGAUCUGGCCAAGAAGGAAGCGAUCUUCAAGGAGGUCAGUCUGAAUCUGGUGGAGAAAGAGGAGAUGCUACGCCGGACGGAGGACACGUUGUGUCACACGAAGCACGAGUUGACCACUACCAAGAGAAGUCUGCACAAAACGAAGCGCCGCUAUGCCGAGAAGAAGGUCGUCCUGGAUCGGCAUAUGAAAACCGAGGAAGCGUUGAGUAGUCAGGCGAAGGAGCUGAUCGAAGUGGUCGAGACGGUCCAACAGGAUACGAAUGGGUUGCAUGAUACGAUCGAUAGGAGAAAAGAGACAGAUCAUAAGAAUCGAACGGUUUGCGAGCAGUUCGUGGAUCAGUUGAAGAACCGCAUGCAAGCAAUGGAGGGUAAUGUGUCCAAUCUCACGCAGAGCUGUCAUCAGAUUUCGUCAACGAUUGUGAGCGACUGGGACAAAUACCUUUCGAAACAGGACCUCCUGCAGCAAGAAGUACGCGCCAAAAUCGCAGAGUUAGAAUCCCUCUCCACCAGCAUAUCUUCGCAAAAUUCCUCUCUCCUGACAUCCUUCCGCGAUGGGCACUCUCAGUGGACUUCGGAGCAAAUGUCCCUAGCGCAAUCUUCCUUGGCAACGAACGAACGGGCCAUCGAUUCGCUCCGUAUGACCAUCACAGCGAACGUGCAAGCUCUGAAGAAAACGCUUGCCGAGCAGGACGAGCAACAGAAGGCCCUACUUCUGACUACGUGGAAAGCAUGCAGAGAAAGCGAAGAACGCAACCUGGAGUUUUGUGGAUCCCUCAAGGGGAUCCUCAAGGAUAUGGAUCAACUGGUUGGUCGGUUCGGAGAAAGCCAAAGCCGAAUCGAGGAGUUUGUCGUGUCGUCGAAGAAAGCUCACGAGGGCCGGGUGGCCCUUCUGAUGUCGAUGUGCGAAGAGAUCCGAGCAGAACAAGCUGGAUUGGACCGAUUGCGAGAGGUCGGUCAAGAAGUUGGCCAGACGAAAACUUCCGUCGUGGAGAUGAUCGAAAGUGCUGGUUUCGUUGUGGACAAGAACGUUGAAGAAGUGAAAAAGGGUCUGGAACAGUUGGAACUGAACUCGCAACAGAUGGACCAGACUCGGCAGGAGCACAAGGCCAUCAUUGAGGGUCGAUUGCAGAAUAAUGUCCUCGUUCCUGUGGAAUCCUCCUGCGUUCAAAUGAAGGAAACAAUUAAUCAGCAAUCAAACGUACUUCGAAGCUUCGGAGAAGCAUCGAACGAACGGUGGACCAAGUUCUUCUCCGAUUUCGAACAGCACCAAUCGGAAUCCUCAGCCUCCCACUCAACCCAGACCCACACCCUGCAGGACAAGUUGAACUCCGAAGUGGUCACCCAAUCCGAGUUCCGCCACACGACAAUCUCCCUGAACAAGCAACUGCAGCGGAACAUCAGCUCCUUCCAGAAACAAACCAGCGCACAUUUGUCCGAACUGGCGGAACAAGUCGAUCGGUUCCACCGGGAAGAACUGACCCUCUAUCAGCCAACCGGUCAAACACCAGUACGCAAAAAUAUCAGCUAUCCGAAGGAUGUUCCGAUGACGUCACCACACGACAGGAUUAUCCGACGGUUUUGGCGCGAACGGAACAUGGCUGAGCUGGAUCUUUCGACGACGAUUACGGAGGACAACGAGGAUGUAAGUCUGCUGUGUACUAGCCUGAACAACGACGAGAUUCGAAACUCGACGCCACUGCGAAGCAAUGUGCUAGAAGAGGAUCGGAAACACUUCAAGGACCUGCAAAUAUCCAACAUUUUACCCAAGGAUGCCACAAACUUGGAUUGUGAGGACAACAAAGAAAACAUGGACACCAUCACCGAAGUUGCCUAACUAGGGAGCGUCCCGAAUACGAAGGACCAUACAAAUCAACAAAAAAGGUAUUUGCGCACAGUGCAUUUCUUCCGUUUGCUACUCAAUAGCUUGCGCUUUGUCUAGAUAUACUUGCUAUAUUUGUAUUUCUAUGUUUUAUGACUUCUUGGAAAUCGACGUGUACGUAGCUAUACGUGUCUUCCGUGUAAUAGACACGAAACGCAUUAUUCCUUUUUAUUAUUAACGCUAUAACGUAAACAGAAAACGCAAAAUCGUACGAGAGUGAACCGGAUCUAUGAUUGUUGUACAUUAUUCCGUUUUAGUUUAGUAAGACUAUUUUUCUUAAUAUAAAAUAUGCAAUUUUCAGAGUA